AUGUUCGAUUUUAAUCUAUUAAUAAUAUUUUUUUUCUACACAGGACCUGUUUUACUUGAUUUAAUUUUAGCAGAACGUGGUGAUGAUACAAUAAGUAAAUUAAUUGAUGAAGAUAUUUAUGAAGAAGUACUUUUGACAUUAUAUAAUUUAGCAAAUAAUUCUGAUAUUUGUCAUCGUCUAGAAAUGGAAAUAGGUUUAGUAUUAAAUGAUAAUGAAGAAAUAACACCAUCAACACUUUCUCUUCUUGCUUAUACAGAAUCUGUUGUAAAAGAAUUUUUAAGACUUCAUCAACCUAUACAAUUUAUUGUUCGAAAGGCAAUUGAAGAUAAUAUAUUAGUAGAUAGCGAUGGAAAAAAAAUAUAUGUUAAAACAGUGGUACUGAUAUUAUGA
Molecule: messenger RNA, 390 nt
Organism: Rotaria sp. Silwood2
Lineage: Eukaryota; Metazoa; Rotifera; Eurotatoria; Philodinida; Philodinidae
Source: the annotation of a GenBank genome assembly